AUGCAAGAGGAGAACACAACAUUCAUUUUGGAAUUCCACCUCCUUGGAUUUCAAAAUCUUCACAGUUUGAAAAUAGUCUUCUUCAUUUUUCUUUUAGUCACUCAUAUUGCAACGUUGUCUGUAAAUAUCUUCCUCCUAAUAACUGUGCGCUUUCAUCGCCACCUUCACAGUCCUAUGUAUUUCUUUUUAACCCAACUGGCGUCAUCUGAAAUGCUCUUCACAACAACCAUUAUCCCUAAACUGCUGCAUAUGACCCUCAGGGAAGGAAUCACUGUAUCUGUGAGUAGCUGUAUAAUACAGCUUUACCUGUUCUCUGUUUCAACCAAUGCUGAGUCCAUCUUUCUUACUGUAAUGUCCUAUGAUAGAUAUUUAGCCAUUUGUUAUCCACUGCGCUACAGUUCUUUAAUGGAUUUCAGGUCCUGCCUCCAGCUUGCGAUCAUCUCUUGGACAUUUAGUUUCAUCUCAACACUUAUUGUGAUUAUUCAGAUAUGCUCAUUGCAAUUUUGUGGCUCUAAUGUGAUUGAUCAUUACUACUGCGAUUUGACACCGGUACUGGAACAUUCUUGUUCUGAUGUAUUUUUUGUGAGACUACAGAUAUUUGUGUUUUCCAUCCCUAUAGCAGUUUUGCCUUUUGUCUUUAUCAUUAUCACUUAUAUACGCAUAGUCAUUGCUAUUCUCAAAAUCCCUUCCACCACUGGAAAACAAAAAGCCUUUUCUACGUGCAGCUCACAUUUAAUGGUUGUGUGCAUUUAUUAUUUGACACUGAUAACUAUUUAUGUAAUUCCUUCAGGAGGGUCCUCCUGGGGAUUAAAUAAGUUUCUGUCACUGCUGUACACUGUGGUAACACCAUUGUUUAAUCCUAUUAUUUAUACUUUAAGAAAUCAAGAAAUCAGAUCAAUAAUAGAAAACAAAAUUUUUAAACAAAAAAAACUUGUCCACUUUUAA
Molecule: messenger RNA, 945 nt
Organism: Xenopus tropicalis (tropical clawed frog)
Lineage: Eukaryota; Metazoa; Chordata; Amphibia; Anura; Pipidae
Gene: or16c1
Product: olfactory receptor family 16 subfamily C member 1
Exons: 1
Coding region: 1-945 (314 amino acids)
Biological process (GO): signal transduction; detection of chemical stimulus involved in sensory perception of smell; G protein-coupled receptor signaling pathway
Cellular component (GO): membrane; plasma membrane
Molecular function (GO): olfactory receptor activity; G protein-coupled receptor activity
Source: RefSeq, a predicted model, not a curated record